This is a messenger RNA of Mytilus trossulus (common blue mussel), 1963 nucleotides long. RefSeq names its product acid-sensing ion channel 5-like. The record is from RefSeq and is a predicted model, not a curated record. The transcript has 8 exons. Gene Ontology annotation, cellular component: plasma membrane. Bases 427 to 1857 code for a protein of 476 amino acids. Gene Ontology annotation, molecular function: ligand-gated sodium channel activity. Lineage: Eukaryota; Metazoa; Mollusca; Bivalvia; Mytilida; Mytilidae. Gene Ontology annotation, biological process: sodium ion transmembrane transport.
UUGCUGGCCAUCUGGAUAACUGGACACCUUAAAUGAAACCAGUUACCCAAAUUAUAAUUGUUUCUACUUAGCGGCAAAGUUUCUAAGGAGCAGAUUUUUUAAAAAGUGUUAAAAUUUACUUGGCAAUAUAAUAUGAAAUAGUUUUAUUUUCGUUAUUGAUUUUAAAAGGUGAGAAUAUAUGUGUAAAUCAUCGAUUGGAUCUAUUAACUGUGUUUGAUCAUCUAUUAUACCUGAAAAGUCAGGAGACAAAACCAAACAGACGGGAUAGGCAGUGUAAUUAAAGUUACUGACUCAGUAUUUACUUUUCAUCAUCAAAUUGGAAGAAAGUCUAACAAUUAUCAGAGGCUUUUAAUACUUCUAAAUAGAAAAACUUUUAUUUCGAAAUUAAAUGAUAUUGUAUAAGUGAAGGAUACACAUCGACAUAAUAUGAGCACCGAAAGUAAAAAAAUGUCUACAUCCAACACUGAACAAUUACAUAAUAUUGGUGAUCUUUGGAAUGACUUUAGUCAGAAUACUGGAUUCCACGGAGUCAAUAAACUGUCAAGAAUAACAAGCAGACACAAAAUAAGAUUGUUAUUGUGGACCUGUUUUAUUUUAUCAUGUGGUAUAUACCUCAUAGUAACCGUGGUAGAGGAGAUAAAUAAUUACUAUAGAUAUCCCACAACAAUGACUCAGUAUACUCAACCAGAAAAUGAAAUAGAGUUUCCAUCAAUAACAGUUUGCAAUCUAAACUCACUAAAUAAAAGUGCAAUAAAAAAUUAUUCAAGUAUAGAUGAUUAUUACUUUAACAUUAGUCCCUUUCGUGGUUUCUCAAAUUUGACGGUAAACUGGAGCGAUCCGAUUUAUGAACAAGAAGGAUUUUACCUUAAUCGAACAUUAGAAGAUGUUAUGACAGAUGAAAAAAACAUUCUUGAUCCUGGUGGAUUUUUGGUUUAUGCAACUUUUCAUUUGAGUUAUUUAGAUGUAAGGAAAUACUUCAAAGUUAAAUUUAUUAACAAUGGACUAUGUUUGACAUCAAAUCCAGAUAUGAAAAUAAAAACAAAUCACGUAGGAUCAGUCUUUCAUUUGACUUUGAUGCUUAAUUUGGACAGUGCAAAUAACUACUACGGCAGCUCUUAUGGAGAAGGAAUUCAGUUCCUUGUUCAUGAUUCGAAAGAAGACCCUAUUUUCGAAGGAAACAGUGGAUUUUAUGUUGAGCCAGGAAGAGAAGUGUUUGCUUCAGUGCAUAAAACUCGGUUUGAAUAUUUGCCAAGUCCCUAUGAAGCAAUAGGAAAUGAGUAUUGCAGAGAUCACAUGAACGACGACGGUUCUCAGUACUAUAGAAGUUCUUGUUACAAGGAUUGUUCCUCAACUUUUCUUUUAGACAGAUGUAAUUGUCUCCCUUACACACACAACAGUACAUACUACUGCUCCAAGUUUCAAGUGGCUAACUGUAUUUUGAAAGCAAUAGGAGACUACUACAACCAAACAAAGGAAGUUGAUACGUGUGAUUGUCCAUUGCCGUGUUCAUCCACACAUUAUGACGUGUCAUUGACAUCAUCACUUUUUCCAUCCGAUUUCUAUAGUAAGAAGAUCUUUGAUCUCAACAGAGACAAACAUUUAGACUAUUACAGACAAAACUACAUCGUCCUCCAUAUUUAUUUUGACCAGCUUUCUACAACAAUUUCACAACAGAUUCCAAAAUAUUCUUCUGCUGGAGAUAUAUUCGCUAACCUUGGUGGGCAAAUGGGAUUGUUUCUUGGUGCAAGUAUUGUAACCCUCAUAGAACUAUGCGAGUUCCUGAUAUAUGCCUUCUGGACUUUCCUAAGCAACCUAAGAAACAGAGGAACCAGAGUGCAAAAAGUAGCUUUUAAAUAAAAAUGAUUCAAGAUGAACACCCGAAACUUUCCCAUGGAGUCUCCUGUAUGACACUUGACAAAUAAGUGUCGAAGGCAUUUAAGUUUAAACAGAUAUUCAACGAAAG